GACUGGGCACCGGGAAUGGGAACUGGGACUGGGACUGGGCACCGGGAAUGGGAACGGGGACCCUGCACUGGGAUCGAGACCUGGACCGGGACUGGAGCCCUGGGAGCGGGUAACAGGAAGGGGCACUGGAACGGGCACCGGGACCGUGAAGUGGGAUCGGGAAUCGUGACUGGGACCGGGGAACCGGGAUCGGCACUGGGGGAGGGUGACGAGGGCGGCAGCGGUACCGAGCCACGGGACCAGCCGCCCGGAGCGGCCCCGGCCCCGGGCCCGGCUCGGAACGGCCCCGCCCGGAGCGGCCCCGGCCCCGGGCCCGGCUCGGAACGGCCCCGCACGGAGCGGCUCCCGCUGAGCCCGCCCGGCUCUUCCGGCGGCGCCGGGAGGAGGAGGAGCCGCGCGGGGAAGGUCACCGGGAGCGGCACCGGGAGCAUGCUGCGGCCCAGACCGGCCGCGCUCGUUUCGCUGAUGAGGGCGGCGGGGGGCGGCCGCCGGUGCCGGGACCCCUCGGGGGGGGCGCGGGUCCCGUCGCUCUGCUCUGCGCCCCACCCGCAGCCGGUGAUCGCCGCCAAGGAGCCGUUCCCGGUGGAGCUGCAGGCGGGGAAAACCUACGGCUGGUGCGCCUGCGGGCACAGCAAGCGCCAGCCCUUCUGUGACGGUUCCCACAAGAAGGAGGCCCCGGGGCUGUCCUCGCUGCGCUUCACCCCCAGCCAAACCGGCCCCGCGCUGCUCUGCGGCUGCAAACGCUCGCGGAGCCCCCCGUACUGCGACGGCUCCCACCGGGAGGUGCAGGCGGCGCCGCUGCCCCCCCGCGCCUGAGCGGGGCUCGGCAGCCCCGGGACCCCCGUCCUGACCCCGGCACGGGCGCACGAGAGGCUCCAAACCCCAAUGAAAUCCUGAUUCUGGAGCGCCCGGAGCCGCCCCGGCUGCAGGAAUUCGCCUCCCGGCCCCAAAUCAGCCCCUGGACAGUGGGAUUGGCAGGAGGGGCCGGGAGGUGUGAGAGUUCUGGGUGGGGCCCCUGUGGGGUUUGGGAUGGGGGAACCUGUGGGAUCUGAGGGGUUUGGCAGGAGGUUCUAUGGGGUCUGGCUCUGUGGGAUCUCUCAGGAGGCUCUGGGCACCUGCCUCUGCGCUGUUUGUUCAUUUCCAAAGCCGGACCCGAUGUUUGCAAAGGUUGAACCGAGGAUGAGCCCUGGAGAUUGGGAUCGUUCCUGGAGAUUGGGAUCGUUCCUGGAGACUGGGAUCAUCUCCAGGACAAUAAACAGGAUUCGAACACA
Molecule: messenger RNA, 1271 nt
Organism: Haemorhous mexicanus (house finch)
Lineage: Eukaryota; Metazoa; Chordata; Aves; Passeriformes; Fringillidae
Gene: CISD3
Product: CDGSH iron sulfur domain 3
Exons: 2
Coding region: 16-816 (266 amino acids)
Cellular component (GO): intracellular membrane-bounded organelle
Molecular function (GO): 2 iron, 2 sulfur cluster binding
Source: RefSeq, a predicted model, not a curated record